UUUGUUACUCUACAAUUCCUCGGCAAUUACGCGGCCGAGCUCGGGGUCUCCUAUAAAAGCCCUUCGGAUUUAGAAGAUUUUUCUCUGUUGAAAGUUCGGUCGUAGAUGAUGGAUUCGCCGGUCCGGCGAGGUGUCGCCGUCAAGUGAGUCGCCGGAGAUUCUGUGCCUGUCUCCCAGAUCUGUGAAGGACUUUUUCCGAUACAGGGAAGGUGGGUUUAGUUGUUUGGAGCUGAAGAAGGCAGCGUACAGGAGUUGUAUGGUGUCCAGAUGAGCCAGACUGAUGUUAUUGGCAGUGGAAGGAGGAGGGUUUUUCUCUUCUUCAGCUUCUGGGUAUAGCAAGGGCCUUACCCUUCUUCUCUUGGGUCAGAAGAAUGAAGAAAAACCCAUGAGAGUUUCUCCGUGGAAUCAGUACCAGUUGGUAGACCAAGAUUCUUACCCUGACCUCCCACUGGCUUCUGGGAAGAAACGGCUUGUCCGUGGUUGUGCUUCCUUUGUCUGUUUUGGUCGCACUGCCGCAGGACUCAAAAGCCCAUCUCCCUUGAAAGUAGGACACUCCCAAAAGCAGGAAAUUCUCCCAGAGGCCCCUGUUUCUGACAAGGGGAAGGAUCAUAUCCAUGCCACUGAUCUUGUUGAUGAUGGUAGUAAUGUAACAAAACUUGCUAUUAAGAGUAGCUUGAAGAAGCAGAAAAACACGGUUCCAGUUUCUGGCAGACCUGUUAAUGGGCAUGAGGCAACAUGUGAUGGGGAAAUUGAUAUCCCUGGUCAUAUGGAAAGGAGAAAAGUGCAGUGGACAGAUACAUCUGGAGGAGAGCUUGCUGAGAUUCGGGAAUUUGAACUCAGCGAUUCAAGUGGAUCAGACGACGAAUUUGAUGCGAAGAAUGAAAGACGAUGUUCGUGCAGAAUAAUGUAAUCUUUGGAUGUCCCUAAGAACAGCUUGUGCAAUUGAACUGAUUCUAUUAAGAGGACCAAAACGAUGAACUGAUUGUUUGAGUUACCACUAACCAACCACGAAUGCAACAUUUCUGGCUUGCUCUGCUAGAGUUUGGACACAAGAAAAGCGGAUUCUUGUGCUUGGGACAUGCCGGACUGGGGGGGAUUUCGAAUCGGGCGGCCUCUGUUACAGUUGUCGGAUAUGUCUAUAUAUAUAAACUACUUGGGCUUUCAAUUUUGUCUAGUUGGAUCUUGCACAAUGACUGCAUUAGCUAUUGUUUCAUCAUAUUAAUCAAUUCUAUUUUCAAGUUUUUUCUU
Messenger RNA from Diospyros lotus (date-plum), 1248 nucleotides. RefSeq lists its product as uncharacterized. The transcript is spliced from 3 exons. The coding region runs from base 281 to 910 and encodes 209 amino acids. The record is from RefSeq and is a predicted model, not a curated record. NCBI's taxonomy places the organism in Eukaryota, Viridiplantae, Streptophyta, Magnoliopsida, Ericales, Ebenaceae.